AUUGGAAUUGAAGUUCUAGACUUCCAGGAAAUGGUCAUUACUGGUUGGCCAAACAACCUCGCCGCCGCCAAACGCGCUUUGUCGCUCACCAUUUCGACAAUAAAAUCACUCAUUGACAAAGCAGUAGAGCUAUCCUCUCCCCUCUUCAGGCCCUCAGGUUUCUGUUGCUGCAAUAGAAACAACCCAAGAAUAUAUAAAACAAGCCAUGGAAGCAGCAGCUACCUUCACUGGUCACAAGAGAAGCUCCUCCUUUAGUCUCCGUUGCCCCAGUCUCAAUUUCCUUCGCCUCCGCCGCAUCUUUGAUCUUUUCGACAAGAAUGGCGAUGGCAUGAUCACCAUCGAGGAGAUUAGUCAAGCACUCAGCCUUCUUGGCCUCGAUGCUGACUUCUCUGACCUUGAAUUCACCAUCAAAUCUCACAUCAAGCCUGGCAGCUCUGGCCUUUCUUUCGAAGAUUUUGUCUCCCUUCAUCAAUCAUUGGACAGCAGUUUCUUUGGUUACGAUAAUAUUGCAUCCGAGGAGGAGGCUGCAAAUGAUAUCGGAGAUCAGGCUAGGAUGAGACAGGAGGAAUCUGAUUUGUCAGAGGCAUUCAAGGUUUUCGACGAGGAUGGCGAUGGUUACAUAUCAGCACACGAAUUGCAAGUCGUGUUGAGGAAGUUGGGAUUGCCUGAAGCCAAAGAGAUUGACAGAAUUCAUCAGAUGAUCACCUCUGUCGACCGUAACCAAGAUGGUCGUGUUGAUUUCUUUGAAUUCAAGGACAUGAUGAGGAGCGUUCUUGUUAGGAGCUGAUCUUGACGAUUCAUCUUCACGAUCUUAAUCCUCUCUGAACUUCCUUUUUUAUUUUUGUUUCGUUUCUUUUGCUUUCUCUUCUGUUGUCAAUUAGUCCUAUGAUUUCCAUAUGCAUGAACUAGAAGCGUACGUGAAUCAAUCACUGGCAUGUCGUCGUAAUGGUGUUCAGACUUCAUGUUUGUAUAUGUUAAUAAUGAAUGCGCCAUGGUUGGUUUUGAUGUUUCA
Molecule: messenger RNA, 1012 nt
Organism: Populus nigra (black poplar)
Lineage: Eukaryota; Viridiplantae; Streptophyta; Magnoliopsida; Malpighiales; Salicaceae
Product: calcium-binding protein CML42-like
Exons: 1
Coding region: 206-787 (193 amino acids)
Molecular function (GO): calcium ion binding
Source: RefSeq, a predicted model, not a curated record